AUGACAAAAGACACCCUCCCAAGCCACCAAACCCGCCUCGCCAGCCGCGCCAACCAAAUAACCAACACCUCCGGCCUAGCCCCAGGCCACCUGCAAGCCAACCUCCUAAUCCUCCCCGCCCGCUACAGCCAAGACUUCCACCAACUCUGCCUCCGCAACCCGGUCGCCUGCCCCCUCCUCGGCAUCUCCACUGAACCAGGCAACCCCCACCGCAUCCAGCCCGCAGGCUGCAUCACCACCGGCCCAGACGACUUCGACAUCCGCACCGACUGCCCCCUCUACCGCAUCUACAAGCACGGCAAACCCAUCGCCACGCACCAGAAGACCCUCCUCCCCUUCUGGCCGAACCCGGACCCAUCCCCUCAACAACCCGCACAGCAUGAAGCAUACGUAUCCUUCCUAAUCGGCUGCUCCUACUCCUUCGAAUCCGCCCUCACCGCCGCCGCCCUGCCCCCGCGCCACCAGACCACCCAAACCCUCGUCCCCAUGUACCGCACCACCAUCCCGCUCCUCCCCGCGGGCAUCUUUACCGGUGGACGCACCGUCGUCUCCAUGCGGCCGUACCCGGCCCACGAAGUGGAGCGGGUCCGCGCCCUGACGCGGCCGUUCCUGGCCACCCACGGCGAGCCCGUCGAUUGGGGGUGGGAGGCGCUCUCCCGGUUGGGGAUUGGGGAUCUGCAGGCGCCCGACUUUGGGGAGCCGGUGCCUGUGGAAGAGGGGGAGGUGCCGGUUUUCUGGGCUUGCGGGGUUACGCCGCAGUUGGCGGUGGAGGCUGCCGGGGAGAAAAUCGAGGGGUUGGUGUUUGCGCAUGAGCCGGGCCAUAUGUUGGUCACGGAUUGGAGGGAGGAGGACUUGGUGAGGUUGGGGCGGGGGUUGGGGGUUUGA
Aspergillus aculeatinus CBS 121060 is the source of this 885-nucleotide messenger RNA. RefSeq names its product DUF1445 domain protein. Bases 1 to 885 code for a protein of 294 amino acids. NCBI's taxonomy places the organism in Eukaryota, Fungi, Ascomycota, Eurotiomycetes, Eurotiales, Aspergillaceae. Gene Ontology annotation, molecular function: D-glutamate cyclase activity. The record is from RefSeq and is a predicted model, not a curated record. The transcript is spliced from 2 exons. Gene Ontology annotation, biological process: glutamate metabolic process.